AUGGACACGAUACCCAUGAACCCAUGGGCCUUCCUCAAGGCAAAGGUCGGCGCCAGCAUGUCUACGGGAAGCGGACCACUGUACAUGGGCUUCGACCUGUCAACGCAACAGUUGAAAGGUCUUUGCGUCGACUCGGACCUGAAACUUGUCUACGAAGCCAAAGUCGAUUUCGACGCUGAUCUCCAGAAAUAUGGCAUCGAAAAGGGCGUUCUGACCAACCCCACUGAAGGCGAGGUCUUCGCUCCUCCAGCGAUGUGGCUUGAAGCUGUUGAUCUUGUCCUCGAUCGCCUGCGAGAGGAGGGACUGGACUUCAGUCGAGUGAAGGGAUUGUCCGGAGCAGGCAUGCAACACGGAACAGUCUUCUGGUCACGAGAAGCAGAAGCUCUGCUGAAGGCCCUCGACAGCAAGAAGUCACUUGUCGAGCAACUUGCGCCGAAAGGUACUUAUGUACCAAAUGGCGCUUUUGCUCAUCCUAUGAGUCCCAACUGGCAAGACGCGAGCACGCAGAAGCAGUGCGACCUCUUCGAUGAGCAUCUGGGCAGUCCGCAGACGCUCGCCAAUGCCACAGGAAGCAAAGCUCAUCAUCGAUUCAGUGGACCUCAGAUCCUUAGAUACAAGACAAAGUACCCAGAGCACUACGAGAAGACAUCAAGGAUCUCAUUAGUUUCUGCUUUCCUGGCUUCUGUGUUCUUAGGCAAGUUCGCACCAAUGGACAUCAGCGACGUCACCGGCAUGAACCUUUGGGACGUUGGCAAGGGAGCUUUCUCCGACGACCUCCUCGAACUCGCAGCAGGAAGCAAAGAGGCCGCCAGAGCCCUUAAACAGAAGUUGGGCCACGUCCCAGAAUCAGGCGGUGACAGCUUCGGCAAUAUAAGCUCAUACUUCACCUCCCGCUAUAACUUCCCCAAGGACUGCCAAAUCAUCCCCUUUACAGGCGACAACCCGUCCACCAUCCUUGCCCUGCCCCUGCGCCCCUCAGACGCAAUGGUCAGUCUAGGGACCAGCACAACAUUCUUGAUGAGCACUCCCGUAUGGAAGCCCGACCCAGCAUACCACUUCAUGAACCACCCGACGACCGCCGGCCUGUACAUGUUCAUGCUCUGCUACAAGAACGGCGGCCUGGCCCGCGAACAGAUCCGGGACCAAGUCCCCGGCACUACCAACAAAUCCUGGGACUCAUUCAACUCAGUGGCUCUUGCCACUCCACCAGUCUCACUAGAAUCUGAUUCAGACAACAUGAGACUAGGCCUUUACUUCCCACGCCCCGAGAUCGUCCCCAACCUCCACGCAGGCCAAUGGCGUUUCAACUACUCACCCACCACCGGCAAGCUCACUGAAACAUCUUCCGAUUUCUUGUCGGACGACGCCCGAAACAUAGUAGAAUCGCAAUUCCUCUCCCUCCGCCUCCGAUCAACCAACCUGCUCAAAGCCGAACAAGACCUCACGACCGGCAAGACCCUGCCACCACAACCCCGAAGAGUCUACCUCGUAGGCGGCGGCUCCGCCAACCCUGCUAUAGCCCAAAUCGCCGGCGAAGUCCUCGGCUCCGUAGAAGGAGUCUACAAACUCGACAUCGGCGGCAACGCUUGCGCACUAGGUUCAGCCUAUAAGUCCGUCUGGGCGUGUGAGAGGAAGGCGGGUCAGACCUUCGAGGAUCUAAUUGGGAGUAGGUGGGACGAGAGUCAGUUUGUGAAGAAAGUGGCGGAGGGGUACAGGGAGGGGGUGUUUGAGAAGUAUGGGGUUGCUGUUGAGGGAUUUGAGAAGAUGGAGAGGGUGGUCCUUGGGGAGGAAGGCGAGGAGUAUGGGAAGAUGACUGGUGGGGUUGUUUUCAGGAGCGCGAAGUGA
Molecule: messenger RNA, 1845 nt
Organism: Recurvomyces mirabilis
Lineage: Eukaryota; Fungi; Ascomycota; Dothideomycetes; Mycosphaerellales; Teratosphaeriaceae
Exons: 1
Coding region: 1-1845 (614 amino acids)
Biological process (GO): D-xylose metabolic process; xylulose metabolic process; phosphorylation
Cellular component (GO): cytosol
Molecular function (GO): D-xylulokinase activity
Source: RefSeq, a predicted model, not a curated record